Molecule: messenger RNA, 5893 nt
Organism: Notothenia coriiceps (black rockcod)
Lineage: Eukaryota; Metazoa; Chordata; Actinopteri; Perciformes; Nototheniidae
Product: growth factor receptor-bound protein 10-like
Exons: 16
Coding region: 76-1953 (625 amino acids)
Biological process (GO): negative regulation of insulin receptor signaling pathway; negative regulation of Wnt signaling pathway; insulin receptor signaling pathway
Molecular function (GO): insulin receptor binding
Source: RefSeq, a predicted model, not a curated record
CAUCUUCUCUGUUCAUCUUGUAUUGAAACUGAUCCAGCCAAGCAAAUUGUACAAAAGAGCUGACAAACACUUAACAUGGCUGUGGCCGGAUGUCCGGAUUAUUUCCUACAUCAUCCAAAUUAUCAGCAGGACAAUAUAGACCGGUCCUCCAAUCACCGACAAGCUGACCUCAUUGGUCCGAGCUUCCAGCAAUCAGCCAAUCGGAGUUCCCCUAACCAUCAAGACGAUGAUGUCGAUUUGGAGGCCCUGGUGAAUGAUAUGAACUCUUCGCUGGAGAGCCUGUACUCCACCUGCAGUGGUCAGCAGACAGAGUCAACCCCACUACUGCACAAUGGACAGACCUCUUCCUCACACCAACAGCACCAUCACAAUCACGUGCAACACAACCAGCCUCGGCAGGGUCAACACUCACUUGCUCUAAGCCACAUCUCCCCAGAGCCGCCCUCCUCUUCUUCGUCGUCUGCAGACUCCCCACAAUCCAGCCUCAGGCGGUCACAACCCAUGCACAUCCUCGCUGUCAGGAGGUUGCAGGAACAGGAGCAGCAGCUGAGGACGUCCUCUCUCCCUGCCAUCCCGAACCCCUUCCCCGAGCUCUGCAGUCCAACCAGCUCCCCAGAACUCAGCCCCGGCUCUCUACCUCCAGGAGAACCCUCCAUUGGCAUAUAUAUUGUGAAGAUCUUCAGUGAAGACGGCAUGGGUAAAGUGGUGGAGAUCCCAGCGGACAUGACAGCCAGGGACCUGUGCCAGCUCCUGGUUUAUAAAAGCCAUUGUGUGGACGACAACAGUUGGGCACUUGUUGAACACCACCCGCUGCUAGGACUAGAGCGCUGUCUAGAAGACCACGAGCUGGUGGUUCAGGUCCAGGCCUCUAUGAACAGCGACAGUAGAUUCCUCUUCAGGAAGAACUAUGCCAAAUAUGAAUUCUUCAGAAACCCCCUGACAUUUUUCCCUGAGCAAAUGGUUGCAUGGUGCCAGGAAACCAACCGUAUGAUUCCACCAUCUCAGCUCCUCCAGAACUUCCUAGCGACCAGUAGCUGUCCAGAGAUCCAGGGGUAUCUGUAUGUGAAGGAGGUGGGAAGGAAGUCGUGGAAGAAAGUUUACAUAUUCCUUCGGCGCUCGGGACUCUACUGCUCGACAAAAGGAACCUCAAAGGAGCCCAGACAUCUACAGUUUCUAGCAGACCUUGACGACAGUAACAUCUUCACUGUCAACACAGGCAGAAAGCAGCACGGAGCACCGUCAGACUACGGCUUCUGUAUCAGGCCCAAUAAAUGUCGAGGGGAGCUCAAGGAGUUGAGGAUGCUGUGUGCGGACGAUGAACAGGGCAGGACGUGUUGGAUGAUGGCCUUCCGGCUCUUUAAGUAUGGAAUUCUGUUGUACCAGAACUACAAGAUUCCCCAACAAAGGAAAACAUUACUUUCACACUUCUCGGCACCUGUGCGGAGUGUAUCGGAAAACUCCCUUGUGGCCAUGGAUUUCUCAGGGAGGAUAGGCAGGGUGAUUGACAACCCUGUAGAAGCUCAGAGCGCUGCCAUGGAGGAGGGACAUGCAUGGAGGAAGAGGAGUCAACGAAUGAACGUAUUAGGCUCCCACAGUCCUCUACACCACUCCUCACUAAGCUCAGUCAUCCACAUAGCUCAGUUGUGGUUCCACGGCAGAAUAACCAGAGAAGAAUCGCAUCGCAUUAUCCACCAGCAGGGACAAGUCGAUGGGUUGUUUCUGCUCAGAGUCAGUCAGAGUAAUCCCAAGGCGUUUGUGCUCACGUUGUGCCAUCACCAGAAAAUCAAACAUUUCCAGAUACUACCGUGUGAAGAGGACAGCCAAAUCUUCUUCAGCCUUGACGACGGCUCCACCAAAUUCACCGACCUGAUUCAGCUGGUGGAGUUCUACCAGCUCAACAGAGGAGUGCUGCCUUGUAAACUCAGACACCCGUGCACCUUCGUGGCCUUAUGACAUCGUCAGAUCACCUGACCCCGUCACUUGAUCUGACUCUGCCUAAAACAAACAAAACAAGAAGCUGGUGAAUUGACUGAUGUUCCGCAGUCAUUUUGUUCUGUUGUGAGUCCUCUGAAGACUGCUGAAUUGUUGGAAUCCUUUUGCAUGAAUGUUGGAGGAGUCGGACUGACAGAUUGCUCACAAGGUUCCUCGCUCGAGAAGAGAACAGAUAAAGGAAAUGAACACUGCCCUUGUGUGUCAAUGCUCUUGCAAAUUCUUCUAAAAUCUUGCUACCCAUAGUCAUCAAUAAGCUUGGACACACAGUGAACCUCAAUGUUUAUCUUCACAAAGUGUAGACUGUGUUUCCUUUCAACUGGACAAUCAGCAGGACCACUCUCUGUUCUCCGAGAACAGACUGUAAUCGCAUUCAAGUCUUCAUCACACGUCCUCAAAACAUAAACUGUUGAUGGAGAGUUGAUUUCUCUUUAGUUUUGCACUCAUGGAACUGGGAGUUGCCUUUGAUGGUGCAUGACUUCUCAGCUGUCUUAAGUGUGAGAUGGUGCCACCGCCCUCUAGUGUCAUAGGCAUGCAAGGACAUGUCAGAAUUCAACAUCGACGAUAUUUAGAAGCACCAGAAAGAGACACAGAAGUUUGUCAAAGUCAAACUAGCUGGAGGAAAAAUCUGGAACUGUUUAUUUGUGGACAACACAAAACCUGCAUCGCGGCCCUCACAGAAAUGCUCAUCUCUCAGCACACAGGGUUUAUUUUCUUAUUGAUGCAUUCGUUGUUUUGUAUUGCUAUCAAUAGUCUCUUUAAUAGUAUUUCUUUUUUAAUUACCCCUUUUGCAUUCUGGAUAUUUGCAACUUUUCAUUAUUUGCAUGCUCCAUUUCCCUAAAGUAUGUCCGAUGUAACUUCCACAAAAAUAGAAAAACAUUUAUCGAAGGGUGAAAAAACAAGUAAUAAAGUUAGAGGAUGUUUAUAACCAUGUAGACAGAUGUGUUGCGUGGAAGGUUGGAAAGUGAAUCAGUUAUUUAUUUGGUGGGAAAUGUGUAUGGAAGAGGCAUGGUGAGAGUAUCAAUAUGUUAUUCAAUUCUCCUGCAAAGGGGAGAAUAACCACUAGCAUUUCCCUCAGGUGUUUUUCAAGGAAACAAAAUAAUUACAUCAGAUCUGGUUUUUCCUGUCCUUGAUUCAAAUGUUGUCCCACAAAUGUACCUCCUGGGAGUUGUGAGAUAGAGUUAGAUAUACAUGGUUAAGUGUGACUGUUCAUUACAUUACAUGUAACGCGGCCUUGGUCUGCCUGGCAUUACCUGUGUGUACUGACACAUCACAUAUAAGCCUCUUGCCCUCAGCACGCCACCUCUUAAUGAAAUCAGGCAGAAUGUUUUAGAAAGUAAGCUAAAGGUUUGGGAAGAAUAUGUAAUAAGAGAAGCGUAUAGAAAAGAUAUCUGCCUCUCCCUAUUCAUCUCUUUCUUUCCUCAGCCUGUCUAACCUGGUGUCAUCACACUCUCAUCGGCAUGCUGUGAAAAUGGACCUCUGGUACAUGAUGUGUUUUUGGCAAAACUCUUACUGAGUUAGGUUGAGGAUGACAGGAGUAAAUAGCCUCAGUUAUUGGAAGUAUUUUUGAUGAUAUUCCUACUCAAAGUCUGUCACAAUUCGGUUCAUAGUUACUGUCUUUUAAAGUUGCACCACACACUUUUAAUCUCAAUCUGGGAUAUUUCUAGAAACUCACAUUUUAAUUUGUAUGUAGUCAAAACGUUGGUGUCAGCUGGGAUUUGGCCACCAGCCAGCAGACCGUUAGAUAUCCGUUUUUACGUACCUGUAGUGCAAACUCAACAGUCAUGAUUUAUUGACCUGCAGGUUAUCUCAAGGUUUAUUGUUCUUCUGUGAUGCAGAAUAGCCUCACCAUAUUGACUCUGUGCAUGGUCACCAUUAUUUAUCUAAGAUGCAAUGACUCAAUCAUUUUUUUAAAGUAUUGUUGCAGCAAAAUGUAUUUAUUUAUCUCCAUGUGACUGAUUACUUGAAAUUUUUAGAUGUAAUGAAAUAGGAUCUAUUGUUUUUUUGUUUUGGUUCAUUCAAAAACUAUUUUUUCAUCAUAAAUACUUGGUGUUUAAAAGCACACUGGCAUCCAUAGUUUAAACAUAAUUCCAAUAGAUGUCAAGUGGAAUGUUGUUAAACUGAAAAGUUUCCCAAAGCAUGAAAAAUAUUUCCUGCUUUUCUCAUUUCUCUCAGACCUUAAAAUAUCUUCUGUUAAAAUGUUUAACCCCUUUACUUUAAAAGGCCUCAAGUGCUCUCAUCGUCACUCGAUUGUGGUGACCUAAACUAGAACAAUAAUAAUUAUUUAAAGUAGUGAAGUCACAAAUAUUUUGGGAAACUAGGUCAAUCAACAUUCUCAUAAUGCACUGUUUAAACCACUUGCCUUGAAAAAAGAUUUGUAGAAAUUUAGAUUUAGAAAAAAAGCCCUUUACUUUCAAUUUAAACUUUCGAUUAGAUUAGAUAUAAUUAAAGAAAUGCAUAACAGCAGUCCCUACUCACAUAUGAGCGCAGUAAGGCAUAGUCACUAUUUUAAUCCCCUUAAAACUGCAAUGAACAGGAAGUGGAUAUUCCACACCGAUACAUCAAACCACACCAGAGCACCGCUGUCAACCUUCUUUCAGCAGAAUGAAGCAUCUUAAUCUGCUAGAUAGGUUUUAUCAUUUGCAUGAAUGUGGAUUUUGAGUUUUUUUUAUGUACAUAUAAUGUCACUGAUGUUUGAUUUGUUGAUAUUUUUUUAAGAAUCUGAACAACAUAAUAAUACAUAAAUAAUGAUGUAGUCUAAAAUCCCCUAAGAUUUUAUUCAGCCUGCCCAAUCAUCUUUAAAGUCCCAAUAUUUUAUUAUUGUUACUGAAUGACGUGAAUGGUAGCAGAUGUCAACCUGUGAGGGAAAGGUAGCCUUUAAGGGUGAGUGAGUAUUUGCAUAUCCACUUACUCUGAAUGAAAAAGACAGAAAGUAACUUCAAUUCGAACACGUAAAAAAAAAAGCUCCACGUUUUUAUACUUAACAGAAAUGAAUGUAACUGGGUUGCUCAGGGUUGACUUAGAGCGUGUUAAAACUACUGGUCCAUCAACUCUCUUGGACUGUUGUGUACAAGAUGAUGAGGGAUUUAUAAUUACCUUAGGUUUGGUAAACUCUGUGGUCACAACAUACUUUUCUUUCAUUAAAUGCACCACCAUUCUGCUAGUUGUGAAUACUUGAAAAAUAUCCUUGCAGAAAAUGGAGUAAAUCCAGUGCUAUUUAAAAAGGACACUUGACAGUGUUGUUCAUUUGAUUGUUUAGGCUGUUUAUAAAGGAAAGCGCCUACAACACUUGCCUGGUUACCUGAGCUGAUUUAAACCCUAUCUCUAACAUUUUUGACAAUUUAACCACAGUUAUCAUAUGGCAACAACAUCUAUUCAUUAAGAAAUCUUAAUAUUUCAAUUAAAUCAGGUGAAAUUAUAAUGUUAUCUGAUCGAUUUAAUCAUGCAAAAAAUGUAAAUACAAUUCCUAAUAGAAAAGGGCACAAUCAGUUCUGGUUACAAAUACACCCCCCUUAUGGUUUCAGUUUGUUUUUGGAGUUGGAAGUGAAUUAGCCCCGAUCCUGCAAAAGUGGAUUAAUCAAUUAUCAUCUCAACUCAUGCAUUUUCACUAUGUUGUCACAUUGCAAGAUACCGUGGCUGUACAAAUGAGUAAAGAAAAAAGAUAUCUAUAUAUGAAAAUAUAAACUAUUAUGUAUUUCAGGGAAUGCAAAAAAGAAAACAGUAACUUAUCUCGUUUUUUCAGAGAGAGCUCCUGUAUUCGAAAUGUGCUUUGCUUAAUUCUGUAAAUAGUUGAAUGGCUUAUACAUUUUAAUUGUAACCUUUUCAGGUAUUUUUGUACAAAUAAGGGACUGAUAUAUUCUGUUUAUUGUAAUUAGAAUAAAACAUUAAUACAUUGAUAUAAAAA